AUGCCGAAGAGGAAACGAAGAGGAGAUGAAUGCAUCCAAGAAUUAGAAAAGCAGCUACAGAAAUCAUUGAAACAGCAAGAUGAUCGAAAAGUAUGUGAUCUUUGUGUAGAACUUGGUGAUGAGUAUAGACGAGUCGGUGAUCAAUAUGAAGCAUUAUGUUAUUAUCGGAAGAGUGUGGAAAUUGCCGAAAAAUUAAAGAUUUACGAAAAUGCUGUUUUUGCUCAUCGAGCCAUCGCGGAAAUUCUCGUUGAUCCGACUAUUCGGGAAAAUACUAAAGCUUUAAAGCAUGGGAAGAAAUAUUUGGAAGCAGCGAAUAAAUCUGGAAAAGUCCACUUUAUCCAACUUGCAUAUCAUGUACUUGGCUGGCUUCAUCUACAAAUCUACCUGAAUUCAAAUGCAAAGCAGGAAUCGUUGCUAGAAAAAGCUAAACAGUGGUGUGAAAGAAGUCUUGCUUAUUUAUCAAAGCAUGCUUUGGAUAUUGAUUGCGAUAAAGACGCAGUGCAGAUUGGGCAAGAUUCAAGGUCAAGGAAGGCUCGAUUACAACAAGUGCUCUCGCAGAUAUGUGAUAAGAUGAAAUUACAAAGUUUAUCAUUACGUUAUCACGGUGCAGCAAUGGCUUAUGCAGUGCGUGCUGGUGAUCAUGACUUGCAAUACCGCUGUUUACUUUCAAAAAUAAAUUUUUCUGGCGACCAGCGUUUGAAAACAGCUAUUGAGCUAGUUCAUGUAGCAUCCAAUCUAGAUCAACAAGCAUCUUGUGAAGCGAAAUUCAUCUUAGCCCAAGAAAAAAUUAGAGCGAAAGAUUUUGUUGGUGCCAAAUGGGAUCUGAUUUCAAUGUUAGCUUCCAAAGCGCACGAAAAAUUGGACGCUGAAGAGCAAAGAUCUUUCUAUCAGAUAUUGAUAACAGCUUACAAAACGAUUGAACGAUUGAGAGUGCUGCCAGAUGCCGAUGAACAUUUUAAAAUGAAGAUUAAUGAAAAAGUUGCAGAUAGCUUGUGUGAGAUAGGAUUUUGUGAAAUAUCACUCGAGUAUUACAAGCAGAUGUUGACUUAUGCUUGCCAAACCGAAGAUAAAAUUAAAGCUCUGGUAUCAGUGGCAGAAACAGCCAAAGAGUUAGAUCGUUACGAAGAGGCAUUAAAUUGCUUUGUUGAAGUUGAAAAUCUUGAAAACACUUUAAAUAUUUCCAGUGCUAAGAAAGCGGAUACAAGUCUUUGCAUUGCUAGUGCUGCUGCUAAUAUUGAUUCUUUCACGCUGCAUGAAGUUCUCGAAUUGUUCCGAAAAUCAGAAUGUCUUGCUAUCUACAACCAUCAGAAAAAAACUUUGUAUGAAAACAUGUUGGCGUAUAUGAACGAAAAUGAUGUAGACAGAGAUUUACGUAUAGAAAUUGAGGCAAAACUUAUUAGUCUCGGUAAUGAUAAGGAAAAUGAUGGUAAGAGAUCAGAAAAUGUUGAGGAAACAGAUGAAAACUUUGUCGAUGAAUGGGAUGACUUGAGUGAUACACAAAUUUUGGCUCGUUGUUACGAAGAAGCGAACCGUCACAGUAUGGAAGAGCGCAUUCGCUCUGAGAAAGAUAAGAAAAUCAAUUUAUAUGGUGAAACACGUAUGCAUGAGGCUGCCCGCGGUAGCGAUACCCACCAUUUGAAAAUGCUUGUCGAAAUGGGAUAUAAUAUAAAUGCUCGCGACGAGGGCGGCUGGACACCGUUACAUGAAGCUGUUGGAGCGUUGAAACUCGAAAAUGUUCAUAUUUUGGCUCAGCUAGGUGCAAAUCUUAAUAUGCGUUCAAACGAAGGAACUUUAUCAGCUGAGGGUGAAAGAACGGAUAGUGGUGGUCUGACUCCAUUAAUGGAGGCAUGUGAUCGAGGUGCAACAGCAAUCGUUGAUUUAUUAUUGAAGUUUGGAGCGAACGUUGCUAUCAAAAAUCGUGAUGAUUGGACUGCGCUUGACUUUCUUCGAAAUGCAAUUAAAGUGGGAAUGGUUGAGGAUGAUGUUAUGAAGGAAGCGAAACGACUUGUAUCAGUCAUGGAAACUAAACUAAAGGAAGCGAAUAUAGUAGUAAAUGCUGAGCCACCGCCGAAAAAACUCAAAUUAAAUGAUAAGACAAAACCAAAAACAAAUUCAAGUGUUGCAUGUGGAAAAAUUCGCGAUUCAAAUUUAUCAAAUUUGAAUGAAUAUCGGAAAACGAUAGAUGUUGUCGGACGUGGAACAACACAUGAUCGGAUAAAUGUUUUGCUGGAUGGGUUGGAUGUUGAUGGUACUUCGUCUGAUGAGGAUGAAAAGGAUGAAAUGUGGCAAACAAGACAUUUGUCGCCAACAGUGGAUGGCUCACUUGUCGACAUUAAUGAUUUCACUGAAUCACCUUCUGCUCAGCAAGCUUCAUCGUCUUCAAAUUCUUCGCCUUCUUUAUUAAGCAAGCAGAAAAUUGCGGGGACUGAAACUGAAGAGAUCGCUCAGAUGAAACAAAAAUUUUUGGCUUGUGAUGAAUUAUCAUGUAAUUCUAAUUCUACUGCAUUACCUGAUCUUUUUACUGCUCCGGAAUCUAAUCAAAGCAAGCGAAACCGACGGAGCUUAAAAAGAAACUCUGAUGAAGAUUCAGAUGAGGAUGUAGUGAUCUCACGUCCAGCAGCGCAAAGCACACAAAGUAGAAACAUUUCAAGUACCGAAUUGAAACAUCCUAGACGUUGCAAUGUGGAAAACUCAACUAUUGUUAGAAGAGUGUCGUCAUCACCCUUCACGCCACCAAGUGUUAAAAAUCAAAUUUUCAUCAAAAUUAUUAUGACAAAGGAUGAUGGCACACAUUUAAAGACUAAAGGGAUGCCAUUUGCAAGUUCCUGCUUCAUAGGCGAUAUCCGAGAACGUUGCAAAGAAGAACUGAAAGGUGAUGUGGAGUAUACAUCGAUGACUAUAUGCCAUGAUGAUUGCGAACUGUCAGAUGAUACGCCAGUUGAGUUGGUACUAGGAGAUCAGAAAAUACUAAAGUGUAUCAUAAGCGGUUUGGCAAAACCGUCUGCUGCUCAAAUUUAUGCAAAACGGACGAGAAGAUUAAUGACAAAUGUGUUACAUGCACUCUCAGAAAGUACGAAUGGCUUUUUGGAUUUACGUGAAAUGAAUAUUGGUCAAGAUGAUGCAGUUUGCGCAGCUGUUGAAGUUUUGCAGUCAAAUAUACUAAAACUUUAUCUGGAUGGCAAUUCACUAUCAACAUCAUUUAUCGAUUUAAUUUCAAAAAUCGUCCGACAUCUCACGUCACUGAGUUUACCUUGUUGCGCAUUAAAAAGUAGGCACCUUCGACAAUUGAUUAAUGAUUAUUCUGUUUGUGAUGCAUUGGCCAAACUAGAUUUGAGUUAUAAUAAUCUCAGUGAUAAUGGUUCGGAUCAAGUGGUCACUUUCAUUAGCUUGUGUCCGAAUCUUACAGAUCUUAAACUUGCAUCUUGUAAUAUAAAUCGAAAUGUUACAAACUGUCUAAUACAACAGAUUAAAAAAAUAAUUUCUUUGGAAGUGCUGGAUUUAAGUUUCAACUCCGAAAUCAAUUCUGAUCACGCUUCAGAAAUAAUCCAUGCUUGUAGGAACUUAAAAUAUUUAGAUCUAUCAUGUACAGCUAUAUCCAAAAUGGACAAUAUGCCAGAAGUGGAGAGAAAAUUAGAAAUAUUCAAAUUAUCCCUCAAUAAUUUGAAUAAUCCAGAUUAUAUAAUACAAUGGUCCUUGGUAUACUGUCCAUAUAUGCUGUUUCUGGAUUUGUCUGCAACAACAGUCGUUUCUUCGAUUGUAGAAAUUUGUCUGAAAAUUAAGGCUGAUAAGAUGCCUUUUAUAACAGUUUUGCUGGCUGAUUGCAGCUUGCUUGAAGCGAAUCCGGAAGAAGUAGUUCAUAUUAUUAAAGCAGCCUUAAUUACAAGCAGUACAGUAAGGUUUCAGUUUAGCAGUAAAUUUCGUCGGAAAAUUGAAGAGAUGCUGCCAGAUUCGUAUAAAUUUUGUUUGAAAUGA
Messenger RNA from Brugia malayi, 3972 nucleotides. RefSeq lists its product as uncharacterized. The coding region runs from base 1 to 3972 and encodes 1323 amino acids. Gene Ontology annotation, molecular function: protein binding. The transcript is spliced from 24 exons. NCBI's taxonomy places the organism in Eukaryota, Metazoa, Nematoda, Chromadorea, Rhabditida, Onchocercidae. The record is from RefSeq and is a predicted model, not a curated record.